AGCUCAGGCACAGCCUCCUCCGGAGCUGCUCCUGACCAGAAUGAACUCCUAUCCCGAAUUUCCCACCUGGAGGUGGAAAACCAAAACCUUCGCAGUGUUGUUGCAGACCUCCAGAUGUCCAUCUUCAAGCUGGAGAGUCGCCUGAACGCUCUGGAAAAAUCCUCUUCAUCCCACCAACCCUCACCAGUUCCUCCAACCCAGGUGUCUCCUUCCAAAAAAGUGGAGCUGCCAGCAAAGAAACCUGUUCCAGCUGCUCCUGAGGAAGAUGAGGAUGAUGACAUUGACCUUUUUGGGAGUGAUGAUGAGGAGGAAGACCAGGAAGCAGCCAAGGUCCGGGAGGAGAGGCUGCGGCAAUACGCGGAGAAGAAAGCCAAGAAACCUGGACUGGUGGCCAAGUCUUCCAUCCUCCUGGAUGUGAAACCUUGGGAUGAUGAGACCGACAUGGCCAAGAUGGAAGAGUGUGUGAGAUCCAUCCAUAUGGAUGGACUGGUCUGGGGAGCAUCCAAACUGGUCCCAGUAGGUUAUGGCAUCAAGAAACUCCAAAUCCAAUGCGUCGUGGAGGAUGAAAAAGUGGGAACAGACAUCCUGGAGGAGGAGAUCACCAAGUUUGAAGACUAUGUGCAGAGUGUGGACAUUGCUGCUUUCAACAAGAUUUAG
Acanthisitta chloris (rifleman) is the source of this 657-nucleotide messenger RNA. It is a transcript of the gene EEF1D, whose product is annotated as eukaryotic translation elongation factor 1 delta (guanine nucleotide exchange protein). Gene Ontology annotation, biological process: translational elongation. NCBI's taxonomy places the organism in Eukaryota, Metazoa, Chordata, Aves, Passeriformes, Acanthisittidae. Gene Ontology annotation, cellular component: eukaryotic translation elongation factor 1 complex; cytosol. The annotation marks the transcript as partial. The transcript is spliced from 5 exons. Gene Ontology annotation, molecular function: translation elongation factor activity; guanyl-nucleotide exchange factor activity. The record is from RefSeq and is a predicted model, not a curated record.